Molecule: messenger RNA, 1046 nt
Organism: Condylostylus longicornis
Lineage: Eukaryota; Metazoa; Arthropoda; Insecta; Diptera; Dolichopodidae
Gene: Elp6
Product: elongator complex protein 6
Exons: 2
Coding region: 229-1008 (259 amino acids)
Biological process (GO): tRNA wobble uridine modification
Cellular component (GO): elongator holoenzyme complex
Source: RefSeq, a predicted model, not a curated record
GACGGAUUGAAAAAGCAAGCAUUUGUUUUUGUGUUUCAAAACGAGAAAAGAAUUUAUACAUAUUAAUUGCUAAUUUUUAAAUAUAAUAAAUUGAGAAUUCAACUAUAAAUCUGAUAUUAAUAAUUCAUACAUAGAAAAUUCUCAAUUUAUUUGGAAUUCAUUUAUUCGAAUCAAAUUACCAUCAAAUAGAAUAAUAGAAAUUAAAACUUUUGUUAGCAAUCAAGAAGAAUGGCUGCUUCGUUACUAUUGGCAUGUGGAUUGAAUGAACAAAAAUUGCCAUCGGCAAUUCAUUUAAGUGAAGAAUCAGAUAUUGAUGGAAGUUUUUUAAUAAGUUCAAUUUUGGGACAACGUUUAAGAAUUCAAAAUUCUGGUGUUAUAUUAAUAUGUUUACAACAAAAUUAUCAACAUUAUAUGAAUGCCGGGAUUAGGUUGGGCUAUAAUUUAAAUAUGUUCAAUGGAAAAAAUUUAUAUGUUCAUGAACCCAUUUUGGAUAUUAUUAAAUCAAAUUUUUGUGAAAAUUCAACAGCACCUUCAUCAGAAAUAAAUGAUUCAAUAUUUAGUGAUGAAAUUUUCAAAUUUAUUGAGAAAAUUAUUAAAGAAAAAUUUAUUGAAAAAACUUCAAUUACAAUUAUCCUUGAUAACUUGAGCAUAUUAAUGAAUAUGGGAGAAUCAUAUCGUUCAAUUUUGAAAUUUUAUGAAAAUUUAAAAGAGUUUAUUGAGAAUAUUAUGAAUGAAUCAACCAAAUCAAUUACAUUAUUAACUAAAUUAAAUAAUUGCGAUUUAUUUAAUGUUCUUGAUAAUAAUUUGAUUAGAAUGAGUGAUUUACAUAUAAGAGUGGUUAAAUUAAAAAGUGGAGCAUUUAAAGAAGUUGAUGGAAAAUUAAUAAUUACAAAAGAUGAAAUAAUUGAAUUUUGUCAAAUUAAUAAAAAUGAAAAAAAUAUAUUGUAUAAAGUUAAUGAUAAAAAUAUUAAAAUUUUUAAUCCUGGUGAAGUUGGUAUAAAAAUUUAAGAUUGUGCACUUAUGUUAAAUGUGAAACAAUAAAUAAC